Dreissena polymorpha is the source of this 1894-nucleotide messenger RNA. Its product is annotated as thyrotropin-releasing hormone receptor-like. The record is from RefSeq and is a predicted model, not a curated record. Gene Ontology annotation, biological process: G protein-coupled receptor signaling pathway. The transcript has 2 exons. Gene Ontology annotation, cellular component: plasma membrane. Gene Ontology annotation, molecular function: G protein-coupled receptor activity. The coding region runs from base 565 to 1782 and encodes 405 amino acids. NCBI's taxonomy places the organism in Eukaryota, Metazoa, Mollusca, Bivalvia, Myida, Dreissenidae.
UUCAAUAAAAGAGAUUGGAUUUUAACAAGCAUUUCUUUUCCGAUAAUCUUUUAGCGAUUUAUAUGUCCUAUAUCGGUUUAAUUGAAAAAUAUCACAGAAUGACGUUGUAUUGUACGUGAGUAGAUGCGUGACUUUUAUUGGACAUUCUCGUGCAGCUGAAAUGUUCAUUGGUUGAGACGAGAUUAUAGGCGCACAUAUUUAGAAUCCUCGUAUUCGGAAUAAAGCAGAGUGGUAUGUGAGCAUCGGUGCGCUGGUGACGCCUUAUAACACACAGUAAUACUGUUUAUAUGAAGAGGAAAGAUUUGAUUAAUACAUUUAUUAAUCUGUGUGAACCAUAAAAAUUGAACAUACGUGUUAAUAUUAUGUUAUGAACACACCAUUGUAAAAAAAUAAACAAUACAAAUGAUAUAUGUAUAGUUGUACAAUUGUAUUAUUUUUAUUUAUGAGUUAAUGAUAAUGUACAUUUCGGAUAAAAGUGAAACGAUGAUGUAUCGCUGGCAUGCGGUAUGCAGCCGAAAUUCAUAAUCAUCAUUAACGGCUGGAUUGUGUUGUCAUAAAUCAGUUAUGGACUUUAUUUGGAACUCGACUUCAAACUUGAAUGCAUCGGACAAACUUCUAAAAUGUGAUACUAUGGGAACGCCAGCAUACAAUCAAUCAAAGUACGACUACCGCAUUGACCUUGACUGUUUGUUGAGCCUUUUGAAUAUAUCACCUGAUUGGGAAGAGUCGGGUCUCAUUUUUACGGACAAAGUUCCGAGAGCAAAACUGGUAACGUUCGGACUGGAUCUGUUCUCUUACGUAACACCUGUAGUACUAGUGCUUGGACUGAUCGGCAACAGUCUCUCGUUUGCAGUGUUCAUGACAAAGACAAUGCGCAAGGUCUCGGCAAGUACUUACCUAGCGGCCCUGUCGGCGGCCGACAUAACUACUCUCGUGUUCUACGUUCUAGUUGAAUGGCUAAGGAGAGGACUUCCCCACGUCAAUUCAGGUACUUCACUUCAAUUUCUUGAAGCGGAAGGAGUGUGUCAAAUACAGCUCUAUAUAUCCUAUAUUAGCAGAUUUAUGUCAUCGUGGAUAGUUGUCGCCUUCACUGUCGAGCGAUUCGUGGGGGUGUGCUACCCUCUGAGACUUAUGAGGCGGAAGUCGCGACGAGUGUUGCUCUGUCUCUUAAUGACCGGCGCUCUUCUCGUUUUAUACAAGCCGAUUUUAAGCGGAAGUAUCUCCAUCGGACUUUACCCAUUCUGUGGAGCAAGGAAAGAAUCCACACACGUUUCUUUUAUUUUGGAUUCCAUGUUUGGUGUCGUCACAUAUUUUCUCCCUUUGACGACCAUUACCAUUUUAAAUCUACUUAUCGUUCGGACAUUGUUUUUACGCAAAAGACGUGCACUCGAUUUGUUCAACGAAGUGACAAAAAUGCGACUAGAAUUCACUUUAAUUUUAUUUGUGAUAUCUUUCUUUUUCAUCGCUUUUAACUUGCCCUACUUCAUCGUGUGGUUCCACAUGCAGAUUACGUUCCAGCCAGGCCUCCAUCACGAAGACUCGGACUUCUGGCCAGGGGUGAUGAUGAUCACUCGGACGGUGUUCUACCUGAACUUUUGCUUCAACUUUUUCCUCUACAGUAUCACGGGCGCCUACUUCCGGACCGAGCUCGCUUGUCUCUUCCGGUUGCGCCGUCGCUGCCAGAGGACAUCAAAACGCAACCAACGCGCGUGCGGCGGAAUCGAGACGAUGACGCUGCAACAGCACUUAUUCUCCUCCAAAAGCACCACAAAUGUCACGUAGUGAAAAUAAAGUUACAGUAUAACCUGCCUGAAAAAGUCGAUUUAAACGGAUGUUCUCGGUUAUUUUGAAUAUGCUAUAAAAUCCACAUAGUUGAAUUAAAUCGUUGCACUUA